UCCUCAGCACACAACUGCUGCUGAGGAGAUGGGCUGCUGAGCCACAGCGGAGCGUUGGAUGCCUUGGAGAUGUGUCUGCGCAGCAUGGCCGACUGCACCGCCGUGUUGUGAGAGGGAAAGUGGCCGAAACACUCCAACCGGAGAGCAUUGAUGUUUACCUUCUGUUCGGUUGAGCUGCUGCUUUGUCUUCACUUGGGGUGAUGUCCCAGUGCUGGUGCAGGCUGGUCCUGCUCGGUGUGGAACUGGGCAUGCUGGUGGCGCUGCUGGUGGCCGGCAGUGGAGGUCCGAUCCAUGAGAGGAGGGAAGCAGGGUCGUCCUGCUAUGGAGGAUUUGACCUGUACUUUGUUUUGGACAAGUCUGGCAGUGUGCAACAUUACUGGAAUGAGAUUUAUUACUUUGUUGACCAGCUGGCUCACAAAUUUAUCAGUCCUCAGCUGCGGAUGUCUUUUAUUGUGUUUUCAACAGAAGGAAGGAUUGUCAUGCCGCUAACAGAAGACAGAGAGAAGAUUCGGGCCGGGCUGGAGGAGCUGAGCAUGGUGCAUCCGGGUGGAGACACCUUCAUGGACAGAGGUUUUGAGAGAGCCAGCCGUCAAAUAUAUUACGGAACUGGAUAUGGUUAUCAGACAGCAAGCGUUAUCAUCGCCCUGACGGACGGUGAACUGAGGGAAAAUCAGUUUUACGACGCGCAAAGAGAGGCCAGCAGAGCACGGCAGCUGGGCGCCACUGUGUACUGUGUGGGAGUGAAAGACUUCAAUGAAACCCAGCUUUCAAUGAUCGCUGACAGUAAGGACCAUGUCUUUCCGGUGAAUGAUGGAUUUGAUGCGCUCCAAGGGGUCAUUGACUCGAUCCUGAAGAGAUCAUGCAUUGAGAUCCUGGCUGUCGAGCCCUCCAGCAUCUGUGAAGGAGAAUCUUUCCAGGUGGUCGUGAAAGGAAACGGUUUCCUUCACGCCCGAGACGUACAGAAAGUUCUCUGCAGCUUUCGCAUCAAUGAAACCGUUACUUUGAUGAAAAGACCGUUGGUGGUGAGAGAUACCUACCUUCUGUGCCCUGCUCCCACUCUGGAAAAAGAGGGAACGUCUGCCACCCUCCACGUCAGCAUGAAUAACGGCCUGAGCUUCAUAUCGAGCUCCGUCACAAUUACUGCAGUCACUUGUUCUGACGGGACCUUUGUGGCCAUAGCGCUGCUCAUCCUGAUGCUCCUGCUUACCGUCAUCCUGCUGUGGUGGUUCUGGCCUCUCUGCUGCACCGUGGUUAUCCACGAGCCCCCUCCUCCAGUAUUAGAGGAGCUCUCUGAUGACGAAGAUGGUUUCCCCAAGAAGAGGUGGCCUACAGUGGACGCCUCGUACUACGGAGGACGUGGAGUUGGAGGCAUCAAGAGAAUGGAGGUCCGAUGGGGUGACAAAGGCUCCACUGAAGAAGGAGCCAAAUUGGAAAAAGCUAAAAACGCUCGUGUUGUGAUGCCCGAAGAGGAGUUUGAGGAGUUUGAUCAGCCUUACUACAACAUGCACACAUCUACCCGCCCCCAGAAGUGGUACUCUCCCAUCAAGGGCAAACUGGAUGCGUUGUGUGUGUUCCUGAGAAAAGGCUACGACAGGGUGUCUGUGAUGCGACCUCAUCCUGGAGACAAGGGCAAAUGCAUAAACUUCACCAGAAGCAAAUCCUCCCCAGCUCCUCGCUACCCCAUCUACAACCACCCCUCCACGCCCGUCUACACUUUGCCCCACAGUUACCAGCGUCACCCUUCAGAGGGCAGCCACGGCUUGUCUUUGCCCCCCUCGCCAACGUCAACGCUCCCCCCGCUGCCGUCCACACCUCCGCCAUCCUCCGUCACCCCUCCAGACAGAGCCCUGCCCCCUCCCCACAUGAGCUCAGUCUCUGCGCCCCCAUCUCCAACUGGCUCCCUCCCUCCGCCCCCUCAGGGUCCACCCCCAUGCAGGGCUCCGCCUCCGUCACGCCCUCCUCCACGCCCCGAUCACGAGAGCCAUUGAAGAUGAUGAAAACAAAGAGUUGAUGAGAAGGAUCGAAGCUCAAGACAAACACCUGUAGGACUCCUCUCACCCUCUCUCCGUGCCUAUGUCCAAGCAGACGGUAUAAUGUUGCUUUUCCAGGCUGCAGCUGGAGUUUAACUCCUGCAGAGUCUGUUUUUAGCAACACGCAUGAACUCUGACCUUUUUCUAGAGUCUCUAGAAAGUGAAUAUUUAGCACAGUGAGCACAGCUUUGGCUAUUAAACGCUAUUGGAGCUUAGCAAUGUAUUCUUUUUUUAAGAAAAUGUCUUCCAAAUAUCAAAACAGUCACUGUGUUGCAGUUAUGGAGUCGUAUAGAUUCACAGUUUAGCCUUUGCCUGAUGCAAAUCUUUUGACCUCAAAUGUAUCGAUCACUGCUUUGUGCAGUGAAAAGCAAUAAUCAUAGAGAUCAAACUGCAGAAACCAGUGGCUCAGGAAAGUGUCAUGUGUUUUAUACAUGAAUAUUCUGUUUAGCAAGUGUUGCAUUGAAACAUAUAUGUUGUACAUUGAUCUAUUAAAAUCACAGAAAGAUAUUCAGUACUUGA
Molecule: messenger RNA, 2549 nt
Organism: Pseudoliparis swirei
Lineage: Eukaryota; Metazoa; Chordata; Actinopteri; Perciformes; Liparidae
Product: anthrax toxin receptor 1-like
Exons: 18
Coding region: 201-1988 (595 amino acids)
Cellular component (GO): membrane
Molecular function (GO): signaling receptor activity
Source: RefSeq, a predicted model, not a curated record